AUGCAUCGAUACCGACGACCAAAUUAUUCCAACGUACCGAUGACCAAAUUAUUCCAACGUACCGACGACCAACUUAUUCCAACGUAUCGACGACCAAACAAUUCCAACGUAUUGACGACCAAAUUAUUACAACGUACCGACGACCAAGUUAUUCCAACGUAUCGACGACCAAAUUAUUCCAACGUACCGACGGCCAAAUUAUUCCAGCGUACCGACGGCCAAGUUAUUCCAACGUACCGACGACCAAAUUAUUCCAACGUACCGACGAACAAAUUAUUCCAACGUACCGACGACCAAGUUAUUCCAACGUACCGAAGAACCAAAUUAUUCCAACGUACCGACGGCCAAGUUAUUCCAACGUACCGACGACCAAAUUAUUCCAAC
Paramuricea clavata is the source of this 384-nucleotide messenger RNA. NCBI's taxonomy places the organism in Eukaryota, Metazoa, Cnidaria, Anthozoa, Malacalcyonacea, Plexauridae. The record is from the annotation of a GenBank genome assembly.